Messenger RNA from Caenorhabditis angaria, 264 nucleotides. NCBI's taxonomy places the organism in Eukaryota, Metazoa, Nematoda, Chromadorea, Rhabditida, Rhabditidae. The record is from the annotation of a GenBank genome assembly.
AUGUAUCACAAAAACAACAAUUAUUCCCCAUCUCUCCGUAAACUUCACAGUCAAUUUUUCAAAACUCUGGUUUUCCAAGUUGCUAUUCCAACUAUCCUUCUUAUUAUCCCAGUAAUCAUAAUCACAUGUCUCCCAUUAUUCAGAAUUCAAAUGAGUUUCCCAAUUGGUAUUCUAACAUGUUUAUUUGAGAUUUAUCCAGCUAUUGAUUCAUUGAUUGUUAUGUAUAUAAUCAAAGAUUAUCACAAAGCUAUCAAAGGUUUGUAA